UGGCGCCUGUGUUGAAGAGCUAGUCGGCGGGUUUGCAGAGUUUGUUAACUGGUCUUACUGCUAGCUCGAAUUUCUUGGUUUAUUUAUUUGCCAACGCAAAAACGUAACUCUUUAAUGAAAUUGUGCGGAUUAUGACCAAUGAAAGACUGCAUCAGAAGACGCGUUUGAUUUAUUCGACAUAGUUCACUCAUAGAGUUACAGUUUACAGGAUGCAUGACUUGAUGGCUCAGGUGACCAGUGGUCUGCUGCGGUUUCCUGCAGUGACAGUGGAAGCUUUAGGAGAGGAUGAAGUGAAUUUGGACUCAGUGCUUCAUGGGAAAUUCACAACAGGUCGCAGCGUGUUGGCAUGGUUGGCGUGUGGGCCGCACUUGGAGGUGGUGCACGCAGCAACAGGCGAGCGGUUCUCUGCAUACCGCUUCAGUGGCGUGACAGAUCACCUGCAGCCCUGUGUGACGGCAGUGAGGGAGUUCAACUGGCUGAAGCGCAGCGGGCUGCUGGUGGGUCUGCAGGAGGACGAGAGCAGCAUGCUGUGUCUCUACGACCUGGGCAUUUCUCGCGUCAUUAAAGCCGUCGUCAUACCAAACAGGAUCACUGCCAUUGAGCCACUGGUGAGUUAUGGAGGAGCGAGCGCAAGUACGCAGCACCUGCACCAGAGCCUGCGCUGGUUUUUUGGCGUGGUUGCCGUGGUAACAGAUGUUGGACACGUCCUGUUGGUGGAUCUAUGUUUAGAUGAUUUCUCUUGCACUCAGACUGAACUGGAGGCCUCAGAUCUGGAGGUGGUAAACAAAUGUCCAUCUGAUAUUCCACGUCUGAGAGAGGGAGUCACUCAACAGGGACGCCACCUUUGUCUCCAGCUGUGCAGCCCCACGGGGACGGGGGUUUCAGCUCUGCACUUCAUUAGCCGCACAAAUCAGCUGGCUGUGGGCUUCACUGAUGGCUUCCUGCAGCUAUGGAACCUGAAGACGCUUAAAAAAGAGUAUCACUCUCAGCUGGAGGGCGGUCGAGUCCCCGUGUACGCCUUUAACUUCCAGGAGCCGGAAAACGACCCGAGGAACUGCUGCUACCUGUGGGCUGUUCAGUCAGCGCAGGAUCUAGAGGGUGAUGUGCUCAGCCUCCAUCUUCUGCAGCUGGCAUUCGGGGAGAGAACGUGUGCAGCAUCAGGGAAAAUUAUCUAUGAGGGUCUGGAGUACUGUGAGGAGCGUUACAGUCAGGAUCUGAGCGGAGGCAUGUUUCCUCUCAGAGCUCAGACCACACACACUCGUCUCCUCAGCUGCCAGACCAUCGAGAAGUUUCGCCAUCAUCCUGACAGAGAGGACAGCGUUAAUGAAGUGGCGUCUCCUGAUACGAGCGUGUCGGUGUUCAGCUGGCAGGUGAAGUCGUACGGACAGGGCCAACCUUCUACUUACAUCAGUGUGUUUGAUAUUAACAGAUGGUAUCAUGCACAAAUGCCUGAUUCGCUGAGAGCGGGUGAAUCUCUGCAGAACUGCCCCUACCUAGCUGUGUGGUCUCUGGACUCAGUGGUGGAGGUGACUGAGUCCUGUCCCCUGCUGGCAAUGGUGGUUCAUGAGCGCAGCCUAAGCAGAGCACUGCCUCACAUGAGCCCUCCUCCUGAGCAGUUCUACAACCCUAACACAUACAACUUUGAUGCAAGCUGUCUGCUUAAUGCUGGAAUAGUCCACUUUACUUGCUCUGGCUAUCAGAAAGAGACUCUUAGUUAUUUGAAGAAAGCCGUACCAAGUUUGAGUGAUGGGAUUUCUAACGGAUAUUCACGAUGCCUCAUGUCCGGGCUCUUGUCCUCUCGGCUUGCAGAUGUUCAGCCAUCCAGCCUAACGGAGCAGGAGCAGCUGGAUGCCAUUUUAACAACAGCAGUGGAGACGAGCGCUUUGGGUCUAAUCACAGGCUGCAUUAAACAGUGGACCACUGAAGAGCAGGCUGGAUCUGCAGUCAACCUGCGCUACAUCCUGGAGUGGGCCUGGGACAAAGUGGUCAAAACCAAAGAGGAGCUUGAUGGCAUAUGUGCUCCGUUGUUCGACACCUCAUCAAACUUUACUGAUCCUCAAACCCUGCAGCUUCUUCAACACAGCCAGAGAUUACUGAGUAACCUCAGCACAAUCUUCCACUGCCUGCUGAACGAGGCUCAGGAGCUCACACAGAGAGGUGCAAUAGGACUGUUGAAUAAGUGCAUGGUGUCCAGUCUGAUCUCUCAGUACGCUCAGGUGGUCCUGUGGUUCUGCCGUACCGGUCUCCUGCCUGAGAGCGCUGAUGAUGCCGUCCUGCAAAUAUCGAGGCCAUUUUACAGUUUCUCUGUGAUUAAGAAUUAUUACACAGGUCAAAGGGAGGAGCUUCAUAGACUUGCCAAAGAUAAGUGGAAUGCAGACUGUCUGAUGAUUGACGGACUAGUCGCUCAGUGUGGUGACCGUCUUUCAGAGCUGUGGACAAGAGACGAGGGCGGGACCGGGCAGUACCCACCCCCAUCACUACAUGCCCUGCUGGACUUGUACCUUCUGGAAAAUGUUGAGGAAUCUACCAAGCAUGCUAUUGUGAUCUAUCUGCUCUUGGAUGUUAUGUACUCCUUUCCUAAUAAGAGCGGAGCAUCAGUGGAGUCUUUCCCUACAGCUUUCUCCAUCCCCAUCGGAUUAGUGAAGCUGGUCCAGGGUCUGUGGUUACUCGAUCACCACGACCAUGAGAGCUCUCUGGACUUGCUGCUCCAUCCAUCCGUGUCUCCAUGUGUGUGGCCAUGGCAGCACUCUCGGGUUCUGCAGGCCCUUAUGAUUCAGAACAAGCACAGCACGGCAUUGCACUAUCUGCACAUGAUGAAGCCCUCCAUCAGCACCACCCCCCUCACCAAGCUGUGUGUGUCUGUACUGCUCCACAACAGGUGUAUAGUGGAGGCAUGGGCGUUGAUGAGACAGCAGGUGAAUAAACUCAGCAUGGACGAGCUGCUCAGGUUUUUCUAUGAGACUUGUCAGGAACUUGGCUUAAUGAAGGAGCUUCUCAAACUCCCCCUUAGACCCUCUGAACAGGAGUGUUUGGAGCGCUUCCUGCAGGACACUGGAGGGUUCCAGAACAGAGAGCUCCUCAUGGUUCACUAUCUUCAGCAGGCCAACUAUGUUCCUGCACUGCAAAUCAACCACACACUAAAGAUGAACCUGGCUGGUGAUCGAGAUCCUAAGAUGAAGGAGAGGUCGAACACAAGGAACUCAAUCAUGUGUCAGUACGGGAAGGUGUUGCCACGUGCUCAGAGAAAGCUGGCCAUCGAACGUGCACAACCUUAUCAGCACCCAUCCACCGUCCUCAAAGAGGUUCUGAGGCCACAGCCAUUGUCCACCGUAGCUAAACGUUCCGCUAAUGAGAGUGUCCUGAGCAGAGCAGCAUUCAUUAAAAACGUUCUCACCAAGAUUGAGGAGGUCUGGAUCAGGAAGGAAGCUACACCUGAACCCUCCCCUGUCAAGAGCCCAAAAGUCCCUGAGUCUCUGGUGUCCAGUCCGACUUAUCCAACCUUAAACAUCCCUGAGGCAUUUGUUGGAACUCCAAUUAACAUGCUAACUAAGAGAAUCUCCAGACUCUUGGAUUUGGCGGUGCAGCCGUCGACGACUCCACAGUCAUCUCACACACCUAAACCCAUCAGUUCCUGGGCUGCACCAAAACACAUCAGCAAGGCUCCUGAGCUCAGUCUGUUACACACACCUCUGGUGGUGAAGAGAGCUCGAGCUUUAGCUGCGUCUGGUCCAGUCUUCUCCUCCUUUACCCCUCAGUCCAUCCUAAGAAGCAGUCUUCGCCCUACUCCAUUAGCCACACCCACUGCAUCCCCUGCCCGAUCGGCCACACCCCCCUUACGCCUCAAAGAGAGUCGCAUCACCUUCAUGGAUGAAAGUGAAAUUCAUGUUCUGUCCAAGGGCUCGUCGUUGCACUGGGGCAACAAGCUUGCUCCAGGUGGUGAAAUUAACCAGCAAAUGUGCCCACCCCUGCCACCAGAGGCCGGAGUUGAGGGCUGGAGUGACCAUUCUGGUGAAGAAGGGGAGGGACCCAGUUUAGCGCGCACUGCUUCGUUUGAACUAAAAGAGAACCAGGCGACAGAGGAACCAAAGCAGGUCUUACCCACGCUUGAGUGCAGGCCCAGUCUGGGACAGGAGACAAGCAUACUCUCUGUCCAGUCAGAAUCCACACUGGAAUUCCAUGACGCUCCUUCUCCGGGGGAUGUGAUGAUACCUGCAUGGCAGUUGCAUGAGAGGCUUGAUGAAGAUGAUGAAGUCAUUGUCAGGCGUCCAGAGUCGGACACUUCCGCCAAAUUGCUUUUGGCUACAGAACCGAUUGUGGACCAGAAAAUGGACAAUGAUGAAGUUUCAGAAUUUGAGAUGCAACUGGAUGCAACAAAAGAACAUGCAAAAGAAGACACGGAGAAAACGACUGGGGAAUUGACGACAAAAAGCGAAGCGCAGAAUUUGCUGGUUGUUCCAGUCAGUUUACUGGAGGAAUCAAAAGACGAUGAUUCAGUGAGUCGUGAGGAUGUUGUGGCACCAUGUGAACCAAUCAAAACCUUUAGAUUGUCUGAGGAGACAACCGGAGAGGAGGAGAUCAAAGACUUUGUGCCAACUCCACCACCAAUCACUAACAUGGUCACUAUGGACAAGCCAACCGGAGACAGUCCCAAAGGGUCAGAUGAAGCAGUUGAACACUCUGUGGUUAAUAUUGACACAAUCAGUGAGCUUCCUGCUUCUAAUUAUGAUAAUGUUUUUGAAGAGCUGAAAGAUAAACCCAAGGCCAUGGAGACAUCAGAUCUGGAUGAGUUUGUUGAACAUCAGUUAUUCAGUGAUCUCUCACCUCCACACUCCCAUGCUGAUGAUAAAGAGGCUUUUGAACCCAACAGUGACCCAGGUGAAGGUGUAAAAUAUCUUAGCCCUGAGGAUGACACACACAAAUCUGUCGCCUCAUCUGAAACUGCGACCUCUGAAUCACCCUCUGUAGUCAGCCUGAACGACACUGAGGAACUGUCCAGCACUGAGGAGGAGGAGGAGGAGAACGAUGUGGAAGCUGACCAGGAGGCAGAGGAAGACUCUGGCAGUGAGGUGGAGAUUAUAGAGGAAGUAAAAGGAAACGGGACGAAGCACCUUUACCUGCAGCACCUUCAACCUGAAGAGCAGUUCUUUCAGGAGCAGACGGCCGCCGUUCUGUCUCUCGUCACCGACCCACAGCUGAAGAUGAUAGAUGGCUGCGAGGAAAAUGAAGGUCAGGUUGUUGUGGUUGGCCUGAGACCUGCAAGUCUAGAUGAUGAUGUGUGCUACACCGAACUGAAGCCCUCCACCACUCUCUUGGUUCCUAUCGAGCUGGCUGCUGAGCAUCAGGAGCUUCUGCAAGGAGCCGAACUGCCUGAGGUUUCACUUCCUGUCAGCUCUAAUAACUUCUCCCUCAUGCUGGAGGCAGAUGAUGAUGAUGAACCAGUGGCUUCAGAAAUGAAUGCUGAGAACCAUCUAAUAUGGCAUGGGAACACAGAAAAUAUGGAGGAAGAAAGAAGUGCUUACAGGGGCGAUGUCAGUGUGGAGCACACUCUUCUGGAACCUGAAGAAAAUUUAAAAAUGGAGGCUUUGCCUUCAGAAACCGUUGUGCCAGAUGUUGAGGUAGAACAGGAUGUGAUCAAAUUUGAACACAACAUAGAAGUUCAAUCUAAUCAACCAGCUGAAGAAGUUCAAACCCAGCUGAAGCUGGAAGCAGUGGCAGAACCUGAACCGCUUACACAAAGUCAACCUGAUGAACCAACGUGUGAAGCUCAAACAGCAGAUGGCCCUGAGAAGGAACCUGUGGAGGAAUCUGUUAUUAAAGAGACACUUGAUGUAACUAAGGUAUAUGUCAGCAAUGAGGCUCAAGAUCCAGGCUCAGCUGGGGUCACGGAAGGUGGUUGGAUCCAUAAUGAGAAAAUUCAUAGUGAAGAGGGUGUUGUAGCUGAAGACCAUGUUUCUGUAACUAAUAGAACUGAGGAGAAAGAUCCUAAGCUUAAGGAAGCUGUAGAAGCCACAGCUACUUUGAAUGAAGUCUAUCGAAGCCCAGCAAGAAGAGGAAGGAAGACCGUUUCGUUUCCAAUACCUAUGACGGAACUUGAGAAAGAUGCCUCUGAAGAGGAGCAUGUUGAUUCCAAAGUGCCUUCCACACCUAGGCGCAUCACAAGAAGCAGCAAGCAGCUGCUGGAGUCUGAAGUUCUCAUUACACCUAGGAGAAGCACAAGAAAAACAGUUUCUGAAGUCCAGCAGGAGGAGGUUGCAUCAAUAACAACUCCUUCACAUAAGACUCCACAGAAAGCUACACCCAGGAGAGGGUCUUGUAAAACAAGGAGCUUGAGUGCAAAUGAUGUCCAAGUCCAGAAAAUGGAGGAAACAUCAAUCGUUGAACAUCAGAGUGCAAGGAAGACUAGAAAAGGCACAACAGUCGAGGUCCCAGAGCCAAUCCCUGAGGAGAAAUCUGUGGAAAAUCAAACUAACACUAAAGAUAGUCCCAGCAGGGUGACUCGCCAGUCGACCAGGAGGCUGAGUUUAUCGCUGGAGAGCUUCCAGAUGCUUUCAGACCUUCAGAGCACAUCGUUAGUCACGCCACCAAGGAGCAAACGGAAAACCAGAGGCACUACAGAGGAAAAAACAAGCAACAAUACUUGCAUAGUGGAUGGCGCUCAACUUCAAAAUGUUUCUAGACGACUGACGAGGAGUCAGCACUGGAACGACGCAGAGAAACCCGAGAAGCCAGAGAAACUAGAGUCCACUAACCUGUUGGAAAGUGCUGUGAUGGAGAGACUGAACUAUGAACAAAAAGAGAGUGAAGUGGUUACGGAGAUAGUGCGCGCCAAGCGGCGGACCAGAUCUGUAGCUCCAGCUCCAGCUGUGGACCAUGAAGAGCAGAAUGCUGAAGCGCCAGAGCCGAUGGUUUCUAUUGAACAGGUAGAACAGGAGAAAUCACCAUCUGUUAGAAGAACAAGAACCAGCAGAGUGCCAGAACCAGAUAAGGCACAUAUUAGUGAUGGCACAUCUGGUGCUCAGAGAACAAGAGGUGGUAAGAAAAAAGGUGUGGAUGUCAACGAUACUAUUUUGUCUCCACCUGUGACUCGAAUGAGGAGAGCAGCUGUUGUCCCUGACUUCCAGCUCGAGGGAAAGGUUUUAUCAGCUGAUGCUGGAGUGGGAGCUGAAGUGGAGGUUUUAACGAAGAAGAAGAAGAGAACGACCAGAGCAAGAGCUGAGCCAGAACCCCUGACUGUAGAGCUCCUGUCUCCACUACCGAGUCCGGCAGAACCGGCCCAGCGGAAGAAGCUUGAGGAUCGGGAGGCUGUCGCUCCAAAGAUGAACCUGCGGCGGAGACGAAUGAUGGAGGCCAUUUUCCCUAAACCAGUCACACGCAGGAGGAAACUUUAACACUGAUCACCAUCAUCGUCAUCAUGUUCUUUAAUGUUUUAUUUGCCUCUUGAGCUUCCUGUGUGGAUCUGCGUGUACAGUAAACACACCUGUUUCUCUCUCCAAUUAUUAUUAUUAUUUUUUUUUAAAGGCUGGACUUUUUGCUGUUUUCUAAUUAAGGAGAUGAUUUUUGAAGUGGAUUAAGCAAACAGAGCUCUACUUUGGGAAAUUUUAUUUUAUAUUAAAUAAAUAAAUAAUCAAACAGUGACGUUUACUAUACAGAGCUCCGAGGGGAAGUCAAACAGUCUUAAAUUUUAAAAAUGUGCAUUUCUACAAAUGUAAAUAGUCUUUUAGGAAUGUUCUAAAUAAAAUUUGAUACCUGUGGAUGA
Clarias gariepinus (North African catfish) is the source of this 7756-nucleotide messenger RNA. RefSeq names its product AT hook containing transcription factor 1 (gene ahctf1). The transcript has 36 exons. Gene Ontology annotation, molecular function: protein binding. The coding region runs from base 210 to 7388 and encodes 2392 amino acids. The record is from RefSeq and is a predicted model, not a curated record. NCBI's taxonomy places the organism in Eukaryota, Metazoa, Chordata, Actinopteri, Siluriformes, Clariidae.